AUGUGCACCCCUCGUCUGAGGCGCAGAGACCUAGAGACACAGAACCUGCGGACGCAGAAACGCCAGCAGGGGCAGGGGGCUGCUCGCCAGCAGGACAAGAAGGGGGAUUCUGUGCUCCCCCAAGCCGGUGGGGCCACCACACUCAGGUGUGAGACCUCAGAUGCCGCCUCUGGGGCUGCUGUGCCCCAGCUUGUCCCAGCCCGCUCCAUCCUCUUCAAGCAGCCCCUGAUCAUCGCCAACCACCACAUGCAGUCCAUCUCCUUCGCGUCUGGCGGCGACACGGACAUGACAGAUUACGUGGCCUAUGUGGCCAAGGAUCCCAUCAACCAGAGAGCCUGCCACAUCCUGGAGUGCUGCGGGGGCCUGGCGCAGAGCGUCAUCAGCACCGUGGGCCAAGCCUUCGAGCUGCGCUUCAAGCAGUACCUGCACAGCCCGCCCAAGGUGGUGGGACCUCUGGGAAGGUACCGGCUGCCUCCCCCCACCCUCCCUGGGCCGGGCCUGGCGGGGGCUUGGCCCUUCUCUCUCUGGUCAGGCCACGGAGGCGGGGAGCCGCUGUGGGCACACUCGGAGGGCGGGCCGGCUUCGUGCCAGCAGCCCUAUCCAUGGACACCAGAAUCUGAAUCUCCCGUGACUCCCUGGCCGCCGACGGCUGACCUUUGGAUGUUUCUUUGUGGCUUUCAAAUAUGGAAGCCGUUCUCAACCCCAAGCCACUGCCACGGCAGUUACCUUUAG
This is a messenger RNA of Condylura cristata (star-nosed mole), 732 nucleotides long. RefSeq names its product SHC-transforming protein 1-like. Lineage: Eukaryota; Metazoa; Chordata; Mammalia; Eulipotyphla; Talpidae. Bases 1 to 732 code for a protein of 243 amino acids. Gene Ontology annotation, biological process: cell surface receptor protein tyrosine kinase signaling pathway. The transcript is spliced from 5 exons. Gene Ontology annotation, cellular component: plasma membrane. Gene Ontology annotation, molecular function: receptor tyrosine kinase binding. The record is from RefSeq and is a predicted model, not a curated record.